Messenger RNA from Seriola dumerili (greater amberjack), 2234 nucleotides. RefSeq names its product heparan sulfate glucosamine 3-O-sulfotransferase 6-like. Gene Ontology annotation, molecular function: [heparan sulfate]-glucosamine 3-sulfotransferase activity. The record is from RefSeq and is a predicted model, not a curated record. Bases 346 to 1443 code for a protein of 365 amino acids. The transcript is spliced from 2 exons. NCBI's taxonomy places the organism in Eukaryota, Metazoa, Chordata, Actinopteri, Carangiformes, Carangidae.
AGCCGCUGCCAAGGAGCCACGGGAGCGCACAGAAGGCACGGAGCGCAGCGGGACGUAAACUCACAGCCGCCUCUCAGUUGCAACUUCGCUCAAGUCGUCGAAGAAAAUCUGCAAGUUGUCACAUCCAGAGGAAGACAGAGGGGGGGGGAGUGAGAUGAGCUGAGCAACAUGUGGAGCGUUUUAACGCGCGGUGGGCAAGUUUUGUGCCACUUGCUGCUGUGGCACGAACGCGAUGAUUUUUUUAAAGUGCUCUCAGUUUGAGUGACUUUCUGAAAGACAGUAGUAUGAGUUCCUUUGAUAUGCCAUGUUUCCUGCGUUGUGUCCUCGUGAUCAGGAUUGCGACUCAUGGGAUGUAGUAAAUGGAGAGCUGCGUUCAACUUUGGACACCUGAAGGUGCAGUCCAAGCUGUCCGUCUUCUUUACCAUGAUCAUUCUCUUCACAUACCUCUUUUACUGCCUCAACGGAUACUGUGACUCCUUGCCCAGGCCUGUGUAUGACCAACAGACUAAUCUUCAAAAUAAAAUUAUCUUAAAUGAUGGACAGGAAGCGUCACCGGAGCAGCUCGGCGCGUAUAACGCGUCCCCGGUCUCGCUUGUACGGGAACAACUGUCGGACUUCUCGAACAGCGAUGCUCCGUCCAAUAAUAUAUCUAUAGCCAAUAAUUUCGGCAGCAAAAAGUUUCCUCAAGCCAUCAUCAUCGGGGUGAAGAAAGGUGGCACGCGGGCGCUGCUGGAGUUCCUGCGCAUCCAUCCGGACGUGAGGGCCGUGGGCGCAGAGCCGCACUUCUUUGACCGCUUCUACGAUAAGGGACUGGAAUGGUACAGGAACCUGAUGCCUCGUACACUGGAGGGUCAGAUCACCAUGGAGAAGACGCCGAGUUACUUCAUCACCAAAGAAGCCCCUCGUCGCGUCUUCUCCAUGAGCCGCCUCACCAAGCUCAUCGUGGUGGUGCGUGACCCCGUGACCCGGGCUGUUUCUGAUUACACCCAGACUCUGUCCAAAUCUCCCGGGCUCCCGUCCUUCCAGAACCUGGCCUUCCGCAAUGCCACCACAGGACUCAUCGACACGUCUUGGAGCGCCGUACGCAUCGGCAUCUAUGCCAAGCACCUGGAGAACUGGCUGCGCUUCUUCCCACUCUCGCGCUUCCUUUUCGUGAGCGGCGAACGCCUUGUAACGGACCCAGCCGGCGAGAUGGGCCGGGUCCAGGACUUUCUAGGACUCAAACGUGUGGUGACAGACAAGCACUUCUACUUCAACCAGACCAAAGGUUUCCCCUGCUUAAAGAAGCCAGAGGGGAGCAGCAGGCCACGCUGCCUGGGGAAGUCAAAGGGCAGGCCCCAUCCCCAGAUCCCCUCCGAGGUCUUGCUUAGGCUCAGAGACUUCUACAGACCCUUCAAUCUCAAGUUUUACCAAAUGACCGGCCACAAUUUUGGCUGGGACUGAAUGGCUACUUAUCAAAGCUCCUAAAAACUUUUAGUAGCCAACUUCCAAGACCAGACAGGGAUAUCUUGAAGACAUUGUGUGUUACCAAAGCUUUUACUGUAUAAAAUAUGUAUUUCCUUCAUUUCCAUUUCCUAAGCUAUGAAUGCAGGAUCUGCCAACACAUACUCCUGCCUUCCCCUAGGUUUACAACAGCCAGGCUAGCAGAGGUUGUCAGAGCCUCAAUCAAAACAAAAGCUAGUGAGAAGCACUGGUUGUGGCUCAGUGUGACGGGUGAAAACCAGAUUAAAGCAUACUGCUUAUUUGCUUAAAAACUGGAACUUCUAGCACUUGGCGCCACAAGUGCCAGAAGUAUGCUAUGCUCUCAUUGCUGUCCAAAACGAUUAAUAGCACAACGUCUAUAUUUAAAAUAACCCCAGAAAGAAACCUGUGCUGCAAAGAGAUGUGUCUGAAAUUAAACCAAGUGGCAAAAAAGUAAGAAGCCAUGACAGCCGGACAGAGCUACGAUAAACCAAAUGACAUGUUGGUACUUUGAGGGGGACACAGGAGUUCUGCUACAAUAAACACAAGACAGCCAGGAAAUAAGCAAAGGGGUUUGAAUUCUGCACAAUGGUACAAUCAAAACAAAUAUAAAUGUGUGUUUUUGAGACAUAAAUUAAUAAUUCAGAAUCACUUAAACCUCAACAGCAUUGUUCAGUUCACCUUUAAACAGUGUAUGCAGUUAAUGAAUAUUUUCUUUCCUUUAUUGCAAACUCCUUUUCUGGACUCUUUAAAUUUUAUUAUAAAAAAAAAAA